AUGCGUCCUCGCGUUUUGCGUUCAGCAGCGGAAGCAGCAGCGGCGGCGGCGGCAAAACGACGCGCGCUACCAGUAAAUCCAACAACAACAACAACAACGCGAAGUAUUGCUGCGAUGUACGCCUCUCCUUCUUCGUCUUCUUCCUCUAAAAGCAUCCGUUUUUCCGGCGGCGAAUUCGUUCGUUCCCGAAAAGCGAAUUCCAAAAGACUUCCCCGCUAUGCUGCUGCUCUUACUGCGGCUCGCUUUUCUGCGCGUGGGACCACCAUCGAGGAGGACGAGGAAAAAGAGGAGCAAAUGAAACACCUUCGAAUCGAUCAAAAAGGAAUAGUUUCCGACGCCGGCGUCUACACAACCAAAGAGGAGAAAAUGUUCCUUAAAAACGCCAUCCAAUUAAAAGGAGGCAAAAAUGCCUUCAUUUUAGGCAUCGAAACGUCCUGCGACGACACCGCGUGCGCGAUUGUCACGAAAUCCGGCCACGUAGUUUCGGAAGCCAUCAAGUCGCAAGUGUCCAUACACGAAAAUUGGGGCGGCGUGGUACCAACUUUAGCGAAAGAAGCGCACCAAAAUGCCAUCGAUGAUGUCGUGGAGGAGUGUUUGCGCAAAGCCGGGGUGACGGAUAUCGGGAAGCAAGUGAGCGCGGUGGCGGUGACGGUGGGUCCUGGGUUGUCCAUGUGUUUGAGAGUUGGGGUGAGGAAAGCGCAGAAAAUUAGCGGGGAAUACGGGAUACCAAUCGUUCCGGUGCAUCACAUGGAAGCGCACUGUUUGGUGGCGAGAGUGAAGGAGGAAGAGUGGAACGCGAAUAGCGAGGAGGAAGAAGAAGAAGAAAAUGGGGGGGUUGCGAAGUUCCCGUUCGUCGCGUUACUCGUGAGUGGUGGGCACAACGUGCUGUUGAAAGUAGAAGGUGUCGGGAGAUACACCAUAUUAGGUCAAACGUUAGACGACGCCAUAGGUGAAGCGUACGAUAAAACCGCGCGACUUCUCGGUUUGCCCGUCGGUGGCGGCGGCGGUCCGGCGUUGGAAAAGUUAGCCAAAGAGUACGAAGAGAUAGUUUUAGAACCGCGACGAGAACAGUGCAGAAAGGAAACGGAACAGGAAGCGCACAUAACGGACGAGGUGUUUGAGAAAAUUGUUAGAAAAAAAGUGAAGAAUCCAAUCAGAUUUACCGUCCCGUUGCGAAAACGCAAAACGUGCGAUUUCAGUUUCGCCGGAUUGAAAACCAACGUCCGAUUGGCCAUCGAAAAGCACCUCGGUGCGGUCGUCGACGAGUCGAUACCAGAACAGAAAGUGUUACCUUCCGAAAACUGGGACGGCAUAGAAAACCGAGAAACGCGCGCCGCCAUCGCGCACGCGUUCCAAACCGCCGCGGUAACGCACCUCGAAGACCGCGUUUCACGAGCUUUGGAAUGGGUGGAAUCCGACGGCGUCUCGCCAACCUGCCUCGUCGUCGCCGGCGGCGUCGCAUCCAACCAAAAAAUCCGAAAAAAGUUACUCCAAAUCGGUGCAAACCAUUCCAUCGACGUCGUCUUCCCAAAGCCUUCCUGGUGCACCGACAAUGGGGUCAUGGUCGCCUGGGCCGGCAUCGAAAGACUCAACUUAGCCUUAGGCGUGGAAAAACCCGUCCCGAGAAACAGCGAAGCGUUUGCGAAAGACGAAAAGGACCGAGACGUUCAGGUGCGGUUAAAACCGAGAUGGCCGUUGGGUGAGAUGGAUGAGAGAGCGAUCGGUGAGGUGAAAAGUAGUAAAGUGAGCAAGAUGGCCAGGCCUUUGGGGAGCAGCGACUGA
Messenger RNA from Bathycoccus prasinos, 1782 nucleotides. RefSeq lists its product with no specific name. Gene Ontology annotation, biological process: tRNA threonylcarbamoyladenosine modification. The coding region runs from base 1 to 1782 and encodes 593 amino acids. The record is from RefSeq and is a predicted model, not a curated record. Gene Ontology annotation, cellular component: mitochondrion. The transcript has a single exon. Lineage: Eukaryota; Viridiplantae; Chlorophyta; Mamiellophyceae; Mamiellales; Bathycoccaceae.